AUGUAUCAAUCGCCGGUACCAACACAUGGAUUUAAUCACCAAUCAUUCUAUCGUCAACCAGUGUCAAAUCUAAGACAGAUUAAUGAAAUCGUUUGGAAUCGCACUAACGAAUUACAUCAAUCGCAUACUGUUCCUCAACGUGCCAAUAUGGAUAAACAUAUAUACUCAUCGUUGGAAGAAGCAAUGAAACAUCAAAGUGAAUUGAGAAAAGAGCCGAAAUUUAAAAAUGAUAAUCUUUCUCGAGAAUCAACUAGGACUGCAACACUUAUGUCUAAUCAAGUUCCAAAUCGAACAUUAGCUCGACAAGCAAGUUUAGGCGCGUUGCCUACUAUCGAAGAUAUUUUACCGCAGCCUGCCGCACCUUUAACGAAUUCACGUUCGAUUGGUACGAUACACGAUUAUAUUCAAAGAGAACGAAAAGCUCAUACAGUGGCCCCUCUAACUAAAAUAUCAGGGCCGAAUUACGCACAAAAAACAAAUAUGUUCGCUAGUACUCUCGCUCCAAGUGACGCUCAAACUAUGAAAGCAAGUGGAUUGCCACAAUCACUGUCUGGUGCAGUUUUAAAUUCAUAUAGUCAACAAAAUGCUGUAGAGUUGGCUGAUGUUGAUGAUGCUAAUGGCGAAGAAGAUGAUGAUGACGAUGCACCAAUCAUUGUCAAAGUUCGCUAUGAUCCAGACGCCGGUGGUCCACCAUCGGAAGAUGCUAUUCGACAAGCUGUUGACAAUCAAUUGCAACGAGAUUCGGGACAGCGAAUGGCUAAUGAUCCAAUUAUUCUUAACUUUUUAAACGAGACUAUUAAUCCUCAGAUAUUGCAGGCAGCAUUGAGAGUACCACCGCCAACGCAGGCGCAGCCACAACAAACAUUUAAUCUUCAACCAACAGUAUCUGGAACUGCGCUCAAUCGGCCAAAUAUUCGCUUUCCAACACCGUUACAGCAACAGCAAAGUCUACAAUCGAUACAGCGACAACACCUUCAACAGCAACAGCUGAUACAGCAGCAUCAACAACUCGUUCAACAGCAUCAACAACAAUAUCAGCAGCAGCAGCAGCAACAGCAACAACAACAGCAGCAACAACAACAACAACAGCAGCAACAGCAACAACAACAGCAGCAGCAGCAACAACAGCAGCAACAACAGCAACAACAGCAGCAACAGCAACAGCACCACCAACAACAACAGCAGCAGCAACCGCAGCAUCAACAACAAUUUCAACAGCAGCAGCAACAUCAGCAGCAGCAACAACAACAACAGCAGCAGCAGCAGCAGCAGCAGCAACAACAACAGCAGCAGGCACAGAGACAACAGCAGAUACAGCAACAGCUGCAACAAUUGCAACAGCUACAGCUAUUGCAACAAAAACAACAGCAAUUAUUUCAAAGUCAACAGCAGCAACAAAAGCAGGCCUCGUCACCGCAAACACAUCCACAAGCGGCACAAUCGAAGCUACAACAACUAUCACAAGUGACGCAACAAGCACAACAAAAACCACACACACCGGUACAACAAGUAACACAAUUGCAAAAACAAAGUCAACCACCUCAACCACCUCAACCACAGAAGAAACAACAACAGCAACAAACACUACAGAGUAAACCUCCACUCCCACAGCCACCGCAGCCCCAACAGGCUGCGCAACAAGCUCAAAAUAAAGAACAGCAAUUGCAGAUGCAACAGAAACAACAAUUGCAGCAAAAGCAACAAUUGCAACAAAAACAACAAUUGCAACAAAAACAAAUGCUACAGCCAUCGCAGACACCACAACAGAAACAGCAACAGCAACCGCAACAACAACAACAAAUUCAACAGCAGCAAAAGGUGCAACAACAAACACAAGCUCUACAAAAGAAUCCUCAGCAAACACAAGCUCAACUACAAAGACCUCACAAUCAAUUACCAAGUCAAAACAAGCCGCCAGUGGCGAACCCAAAACAACAACAAAAGCAACAUCAAACGCCGCUCCAGCAAAAACAUCAACAACAAGUUCAACAACAUCAAAAACAACAGCUACAACAGCUACAAUCCCAACAAAAACAACAACAGUUGCAAUCACAGCAAAGACAACAGAAAAGUCAACAAAAUCAACAGCAAACUCAGCAACAGACUCUACAGCAAAGUCAACAACAAAACCAACCGCUACCACAAAAGCCUCAGCCGCUGAAACCUCAGCCCUCGGUACCGCAGAAGCCGCAGCAAAGACUUCAACAAGAGUUUCUCUUGCAGCAACAAAGACAGAAACAGCAACAGUUAGCGGAACAACAGUUGAAGCAACAGCAAGUGGUACAAGAACAACAAAAACAACAGCAGUUAUUACUGGAACAGCAACAAAGGCAGAAUAUAAAAGAGCAACUGUUGCAACAAGAACAACAACAAAUACACCAGCAACAACAGAAAUAUUGGCAACUGUUACAACAAAAACAACAACAAAUUGAACAACAACAGGCGCAACUAGAACAAGAACAACAAAGAUAUCGGCAGUUGUUACAACAGCAGCAAAAUCAACAGAAGCACCAAGAACUACAACAGCAGCCAACACAGGAAAAAGUUACCAUGUCUGCAUAUCUACCGCCAGUGGCUCCACGUCCACCCAGAUCUCAGCCAACCAGCCGACCUAUUUCUAUGAAUCGUUCGCCUGAUAUGUUUAUACCAAAUAGUAAUAAUCGACUAGGGCAUUCAGUUCCAUUAGCCCCAAUUCCGAUCAGAAAUAUUCAAGCAUCGGCUAUCACUAGGCAUCGUUCGCCGAUUCGAAAUAUAAGUGCGUCAUUAACUAGUAGUCCUCUAUCAGCAGCACCUAAUUUGUACAAACAUCAGGCUCAUCGUUUCACUCCAAAUAGUUUUCUACCAAUUAACUUUGACUUGACUAAUGGCAGAUCACCAACAUCAGUCAACAGCAACAACAAUAAUUCUCUUCAUAUACCGGAGAAUCUCAUCCCGAGACCGCACACUGCGCCAUCGUUCACGGAAAUGUUCCGACCUCCAUCGGCAUUGGACAUACCUGAGUUAAGUGAAGUAAAUCUUCGUAACAUGCUCAACCAAAUUCCUAGUCUAAAUGGUUGUCAAUUUAGUAUUGAGUAUGCAGAACCAACAGACGUUCCAAUUCCAUCGAAAUCGCCCGAUGCCGAGAAUAAAUAUCCCGAACCUGUCAUUGUUGAUCAACUGCCCAAUGAUAUUAUUCAACAUGUCAGAAGCAGUGACAAUCUCGCAUUGAAAGCUGCCUUAGACCUCAGUAUGCAAAUAGACGAAAAUCUACAAUUUGCCGGCCAACCACAAGUCAACACAUCCAUGUUGAAUAAACAGUCAUCAACAGUCAUACGUCGAACAACACAAAUCAAUCAACAUGUUCAUCAAUCUCCUCGAUCGCCAUCGCGAGACUCGAGUAGUACUCUAGACACAUCUUCGUCGGAAAAAGAAAAUGAAAUCGAAGAAAUCGAAAUUGUUCCAAUAGACAUGCAUUAA
Molecule: messenger RNA, 3456 nt
Organism: Adineta ricciae
Lineage: Eukaryota; Metazoa; Rotifera; Eurotatoria; Adinetida; Adinetidae
Source: the annotation of a GenBank genome assembly